AUGAAGUUUUCCUCGGGCAGUGGAGGUGAGAGCAGUCGCCCUCAGGCUGUGACAAAUGGUGUGCAGAAAAGCGACCAUAGCGGUAAACUGUCAGUGACCGACAAGCACCACGAGGAGGGCUUGUUAGAUGCGUUCAAGAAAUAUAGGCAAUUGGUUCAUGCCUCUCGUCGCCCGCUGCCCACAGAGACAGGCGAUGGCACCUACAUCGAGGAUGAAACCAAUAGCGGGCUAUGGGCAGAUCUUCGAAGCCUGGGCAUCAAAGAUAUCAACACUCUGUUACGUCUUAAGAAGACAAAGGGGACCGGACAACUAAUAGAUGAUAAGACGAUGUUCAUGGAACAUGUCAUUCAGCUUGUCAGUAGACUCCCCGAUGACUCUAAGACGCGGGUGAAGUUGACCAACUCGUUUCUCGAAGAACUUUGGGACUCGUUGCCUCACCCUCCACUUUCAUAUGCCGGUGAUAAGUAUGCCUACCGGAGUGCGGAUGGGUCUUACAACAGUCCCACCCUUCCCUGGUUAGGGGCUGCCAACACAGAAUAUGCUCGUACCACUCGUCCACAAUCUACCCUGCCACCUAAUCUCCCAGACCCAGGGCUACUUUUUGAUAGCGUUAUGGCCAGAGAUCAGUUCAGGCCGCACCCAAACAAAGUCUCGAGCAUUUUCUUUACUUGGGCCUCCUUGAUUAUCCACGACAUCUUUCAAACCGACCCACGGGAUGAAAAUAAGAAUAAGACCUCAUCGUAUUUGGACCUGUCUAUUCUAUAUGGAGACGUUCAAGAAGAGCAGGACAUGAUCCGGACGUUUGAAGGCGGACGGUUGAAGCCGGACUGCUUUUCUGAACCACGACUCCAGGCCCUGCCGGCUGCAUGCGGUGUUAUUCUGGUAAUGCUGAAUCGAUUCCAUAAUUAUGUGGUUGAACAGCUGGUUCUUAUCAAUGAAAACGGUCGAUUUACUAAACCAAAAACCGAACAUCUUACGGAGGAUGACGCUAAAAAAGCGUGGGCGAAAUAUGACAACGAACUAUUUCAAACGGGGCGACUGAUAACCUGUGGCCUAUACAUCAAUAUUACUCUCUACGAUUAUCUGCGUACAAUUAUCAAUCUCAAUCGAGUAAAUAGUACCUGGUGCUUGGACCCCCGAGCAAGAAUGGGGGAUCACGAGACAACCCCUUCUGGACUCGGAAAUCAGUGCUCGGUUGAAUUCGACCUUGCCUAUCGAUGGCACUCAACCAUCAGUCAGAGGGAUGAGGCUUGGACAGAAAAAGCCUACCAACAAAUUGUCGGCAAACGGGGAGAGGAAGCAUCCGUGGAGGAUCUCACCAGUGCCAUGCACAAAUAUGGGAUGAGUCUCGAUAAAGAUCCUUCAAAACGCACGUUUGCUCAGCUGGAGCGCCAGGCGGAUGGUAAGUUCAAAGAUGAGGAGCUGGUAGCUAUCCUGACCGAUGCAAUCGAGGAGGUUUCCGGCUCCUUUGGAGCGCGACAUAUCCCGAAAGUGCUCCGGUCAGUGGAGAUGUUAGGGAUAGAGCAGGCCAGACGGUGGAGAGUUGCCUCACUUAACGAGUUCCGCAAAUUUUUUGGACUAAAGCCUCACCAAACCUUUGAAGAUAUCAAUUCUGACCCUGAGAUUGCGAAUCGACUUCGUCAUCUCUAUGAUCACCCUGAUCAUGUGGAACUUUAUCCCGGUAUAGUGGUAGAAGAGGCUAAGGAGCCAAUGGUACCUGGGGUCGGGAUUGCCCCGAGUUACACCGUCUCACGAGCUGUAUUGUCUGAUGCGGUGGCUCUUGUCCGAGGCGAUAGAUUUUAUACUAUUGACUACAACUCCCACAAUUUGACAAACUGGGGCUACAAAGAGUCCCACUACGAUUUGGACAUCAACCAGGGCUGCGUAUUCUAUAAGCUUGCGUUACGGGCCUUUCCCAACUGGUUCAAGCAAGACUCGAUCUACGCUCACUAUCCAAUGACUAUUCCUAGCGAGAACAAAGUUAUUAUGACAGAUUUGGGGCGGGAGCAAGAUUACUCAUGGGAUCGCCCUGCAUUCAUUCCUCCCCGGAUCAACAUAUUUGCCUAUCCCAAUGUCCGUUAUAUCCUCGGUGAUAAGGAUAUGUUCCGUGUCACUUGGGGCGAGGCAACUGGGUACGUAUUUGGCCAGCGCGGAUACGACUUUAUGCUCUCCGGAGACACGUCUUUCCAUGGCAGCCAGCGCCAGACUAUGAGCCAGUCGCUUUAUCGUGACCAAUGGAACAAGCACGUCAAAGAAUUCUACAUCGCUACUACCCGAAGGUUAUUGGCGGAAAAGUCAUGCAACCUAGGCAAUGUGAAUCAAGUAGAUAUCACCCGCGAUGUUGGAAAUCUUGCACACGUCCAUUUCGCGGCGAGCGUCUUCUCCCUUCCGCUCAAAUGCCAAAAGCACCCCCAUAGUAUCUUCACUGAGCACGAGAUGUAUCAGAUCAUGGCAGCUAUAUUCACAGCAAUUUUCUUUGACGUCGAUCCUUCCAAAUCCUUCAUGUUGCGACACAAGGCUCGAGAGGCUGCUCAGAAACUUGGCGCGGUAGUCGAAGCCAAUGUCAAGAAAAUUAGUGCCACCAGCCUCGUGUCAACGUUAUUUGACGGCUUCCGCUCCAAUGAAUACCCAAUGAGAGAGUAUGGGAUUCAUAUGGUAAGGCGGUUGCUGGAAACCGGCUUGGGGCCAUCGGAGAUUACCUGGUCCCAGAUCCUGCCCACCGCAGUUGCCAUGGUCCCCAACCAAGCGCAGGUCUUUACACAGAUCAUGGACUACUACCUUUCCGACGACGGCAGAAAGCAUCUUCCAUCUAUCAAUCGCUUUGCCAAGGAAGACUCGCCUGAGUCGGAUGACAAAUUACUACGCUACUGCAUGGAAGCGAUUCGUAUUAAUGGAAUAUUCGGGUCGUAUCGCGAGUCGACAACCCAAGUCACUCUCGAGGAGCAAGGCCGCCAAAUUAACAUCAACCCUGGUGAUAAAAUAUUCGUGAGCUUUGUUGAUGCCAAUCGGGACCCUCACGUCUUUCCCGACCCGAACGAGGUCCAUCUCGACCGGCCCAUGGAGUCUUAUAUCCACUAUGGUGUUGGCCCACAUACCUGCCUGGGCCAGAACGCUAGCAAGGUUGCUUUAACUGCUAUGCUGCGGGUGGUCGGCAGCCUGGAAAAUCUGCGUCGUGCUCCUGGGCCUCAAGGAGAGCUAAAGAAGAUCCCGCGGCCGUUCCAUUUCUACAGCUAUAUGAUGGAGGAUGAGACGAGCUAUUAUGCCUUCCCAAUGUCUUUCAAGGUUCAUUACGAUGGUCAAAUCGAAUAG
Aspergillus tanneri is the source of this 3309-nucleotide messenger RNA. RefSeq names its product peroxidase/cytochrome P450 family protein. Gene Ontology annotation, molecular function: oxidoreductase activity, acting on paired donors, with incorporation or reduction of molecular oxygen; iron ion binding; heme binding. The transcript is spliced from 8 exons. NCBI's taxonomy places the organism in Eukaryota, Fungi, Ascomycota, Eurotiomycetes, Eurotiales, Aspergillaceae. Gene Ontology annotation, biological process: response to oxidative stress. The record is from RefSeq and is a predicted model, not a curated record. The coding region runs from base 1 to 3309 and encodes 1102 amino acids.